UUAUUAAAGAAAUGUCUAGUUUAAAUGCCACCAUUUCUCUCUCGGUUGACUUUACAAGUCCGGGAGACUUUUUCAUUUUUAUUUACCACAUAGUGUUCGCCACAUGCGCGGCUCUGCUCGCGGGCUCUGUGGUCCUGGGGAUCCUGUGCACUCGGGCGCUGCGCCAGCAGAACCGCUUCAUCUUCAUGCUGAACACCAGCAUUAGCGACACCCUCACCGGCUUCUCCGUCUAUUACCUCGGGCUUUUCGACGUGCAGGAGGGUUAUCCGUCCCGAAACAGCACCUUGUACAUUUUGCCCUCGUUUUUAGGCGUGAACGUGAUGACGUUUCUGUUCGCGCAGUUUGACCGCUACUUGGCUGUGGCGCACCCGUUCUUUUACAACCGCUUCAUCGCGCGCUGGUUCGUCGUCGCGUGCUGUGUGUUCUGCUGGGUGUACACCUACUUACUUCUGACUAUUCAAAAUGUUUUACCAGUCACACAAGCUGUCAAACUGAUCGCCUUCGGCGUCAUGACGUUGCAGAUAAUAGUUGUGAUCAAAGUCUUGAUGACCAUUAAGUUAUAUAUCAUAGCCAAGCACCAGCUCGGACGCGAGGCGCCCAGUCCGGAGAGAGACAGCAAGAAAGAGUCCCUGCGUCUCAUCGUGUUCGUGGUGAUGUGUUUUUUGUCGCUGUGGUGUCCCUCCUUCGUGAAUAUCAUGAUCAGAUAUCUGUCAAACGGCGGGUUGCGCUUUAGGAACGAAGCGACCAACGCGUUCGCCAUCAUGGCGCGCUUUAACGCGCUCAGCACUCCUGCGCUUUACAUAUGGGGCAGUCCUGCUCUGCGCACCGCUGUGUGGACACAGGUGUGGAGAAGAGUGUGUACACCGUGCCACGUCAGGACUACAAGGUUCCUACACACACUAUCUUCCUGCACAAAGCCUGUCUGAUAUAUAUACAUACAUAUAUAUAUACACACACCUUGGUAUUCUGUAAAACAGGGGUGUCCAAUCUUAUCCGGAAAGGGCCGGUGUGGGUGCUGGUUUUCAUCCCAACCAAACUGAAGCCACACCUGAGUCUAUUGAAAGCCAAGAUCUACUGAUUAAACAGGUGGAAUCAGGUGUGGCUCCUGCUUGGGUGGAAUGAAAACCUGCACCAUAAGAUUGGACACCCCUGCUGUAAAACCUAG
Molecule: messenger RNA, 1165 nt
Organism: Ictalurus furcatus (blue catfish)
Lineage: Eukaryota; Metazoa; Chordata; Actinopteri; Siluriformes; Ictaluridae
Product: glucose-dependent insulinotropic receptor
Exons: 1
Coding region: 12-926 (304 amino acids)
Biological process (GO): G protein-coupled receptor signaling pathway
Cellular component (GO): membrane
Molecular function (GO): G protein-coupled receptor activity
Source: RefSeq, a predicted model, not a curated record